AUGUCCCCUCUCCUACUUCUCACCCUGCUCGCUUCCUUCCUCCAGAUCACCACAACAGCAGCAGACUCCAACUACCCGUCCUGCGUCAACACCUGCAUCUCUUCCAACCCCUCCAAUUCCUCCUGGUGCCAGGGCUCCGAGACCGGACGUACCCGCACAGAAUGCAUCUGCCGGGGACUCCUGGGCGCCCCCAUGCUCAAUUGCAUCCGUGAUUGCGACCCGGCUGACCAGUGGGCGUUUGCGGAUGGGCUACCAGACGCUUGUCUCGAGAAGGUCUUUCCCGAGGCUAGGGAGGGCGAUUCAACGGAUACCGGGGGUGCAGGGAGAAUUGCUGGUGGUUUUGGUGGUGGAUUGGCGGCGUGUGUUGUUGGAGUUGUGGUUGUUGUUUUGAAUUUAUGA
This is a messenger RNA of Aspergillus versicolor CBS 583.65, 399 nucleotides long. RefSeq lists its product as uncharacterized. NCBI's taxonomy places the organism in Eukaryota, Fungi, Ascomycota, Eurotiomycetes, Eurotiales, Aspergillaceae. Bases 1 to 399 code for a protein of 132 amino acids. The record is from RefSeq and is a predicted model, not a curated record. The transcript has a single exon.